Molecule: messenger RNA, 4674 nt
Organism: Ornithodoros turicata
Lineage: Eukaryota; Metazoa; Arthropoda; Arachnida; Ixodida; Argasidae
Exons: 11
Coding region: 414-2843 (809 amino acids)
Biological process (GO): centrosome cycle
Molecular function (GO): protein binding
Source: RefSeq, a predicted model, not a curated record
GUCGCUGCGGGCAGUCGCGCGGUGUCUGUAGUUGCAUGCGUGCCUGUUUUUGCGUUGCCUCUCUUCUGGAUAUUGAGCGAACCUUCAUCGAGUGUUCACGUGUUUUUUCUUCGUGCUGUGAUUGUUUUGUUUUUUUUUCUGCUGUGCGAAGACGGGCAGCGACGGUCACCUGUAUUCGCCCGUGUUGGGGCGCAGCAAUGCGGAGUGGCGCAACCACCUGAAUUGAUCUCCUCAAAUGAUCUCACGCGAUGAUUGGACGAAUAAUCGUUUGAGGAGACCAAUGAGAGCCCGCCUUGCAUUGUCGGCCUCCCUGCGAAGAAGAGGAAGAGGGAAAGCAAGGCAGUUGGUGAAGGCGAAGACCUGGUGAACGUACCGCUGAAGAAUCCAUGAACGGUUGAAGAAACUGCACUGCGAUGGCAACGUCGCAAAGCUUGAUACCGCGUCGGUCUGUCGACCGCUCGUUGAGAGCCUUCAUGGAAGAGCUUGUUCGGUCGCCGUCGCCGGACAGCGCCUGCGAGCAGGACGUCGCUUGGAACAUUACAAUCGGAUCUAGAAAAUACACGAAAAGCAGCCCACUUCCUGUAGAAGAGGACAAGCGGAAAGCGGCCAGUGCGAUUCUGUCGACGGACGACACACAAAGUGAGAGCUCAGACGGCAGCAGCAAUCCACCGUCGGCCUUAGCUGCGCCUUCUGAAACGACGGCGACGAGGAACUAUUCUACUCACUUGAACCAUAACCAGGAUAGUGACGGAGAUUCUGGGAUCGAUUCUGUCGAAAGGUUCUCGCAGAGAAUUGGAUCGACGUCAUCUACGGACACUGACGCUUGUCAUGACUUUGAAAGAAAGUCGACAAGCGACUCUGUCACGUUCCCAGCUUACACUCAGCGGCCAGCCGUCGAGGACAGCCACUCCGAGCAAAGUAUGCGACACUCGUGCCGAAAAAUACUGGCUGCGCUGUACGCGACGCAGAAUUCUUCCGACGAAAAAGGUUCCUACCGAUAUCGGAGCUUGUCCAUGCCUAAUGCCGUGGAGCACACCCUAUCGGCUAAGCGACUGUCGGUGCCCACCGCGACUACGGGAACAUUGCACAUUCAAAAUUUUUUGCAGUGCGAUCAGCAACCGAUUUGCCUGAAAGACCAAAACGAUUUGGUUUGUGCUGCGGCUCGGAAACCUCAGAGACAGCCUAAUUCGCCAGCACCCGCGCCCAAGCUCUCAGUGCAGCCUCAAACAGCGUCCCCUUCCGCCUUCAACUUGGAGAGUACUUGUAGUGCACCCAGGACUCCUGUGAGUACAUGGUCGAAUGAACGGCACGCAUCGGGACAAGACACACUUCAAAACUUUCCCAGGAGCUCCGCGGCAACGGAAAAUGAAAGCAAACGAGUAAAAUCCGGAACCUGUCCCACGUCCAAAGAAGUGGACCUAAGGCACAAUGGGACAUCUCGCCGCUCCAACCUUCCGCUAGCUUCCCCAAAUAAAGUCUCUAGUCAGCAGAAUAUCUUAAUUAAGGACGACACCGUGUACCCGCCUAAAGGGGCACAUCUGUCGCUUCCGGGGAAUAACUUGUGCCGAAGUACUUUCAAGCAGGACGAUGUCCUGAGAGUCUAUGCGCGACCCGCCGCUGUGGUUCCUGAGCCGCGCAAACUGUCUUCCAGUGAAUUCGCCGAGAAACAAUGUCGGACAAACGUUCAGACUCAAAUCCCCACGCUCGCCAGUGGAAGCUGGAGUGCCAGACAACAGAUGCAGCGGCACUGUAACAACCGGGUACCUAGAGCGAAUCCUGUUCAGUCACAGGCGGCGGGCCAACAAAGCAACCUGUCUAAGACACCCGUUGCGACGAAUCCAAGUUCAUGUGCAGUGAAGAAACAGGAUGAAAAGCAUGCCGUGGAUGGACUUUUGAAGGCGACAAGGUGCCAAGAUGGGAACCAAACAACGGCAUCGAAGAAAAGCACCAGCAUGCCUGCAUUAGAUCAGCAGCGUGGAGCACCGACCAAAGGAACAGACAGCGUUUUGCACGGCGGAGUAGAGUAUGCUGUGGUUAGGAGAAAACAAGAGCAAUAUCUGGCCCUGUCAUCAAUUCCCCGCAUCACCAGCACGCCUUGUAUACUCGCCCAUGACAAGGAGCCGCCGCUACCGCCCAAGAACUUCAUGCACAAAAGCAAUUUCUCCCUCUAUCGGGGCUCCCAGUCGUCGUGCUCUCUGAGCACCGCGGCCUCUGCUCCGUCUUCGCCGUCGGGCCUCUUCGAGCGCGUGCAGGGUUUCGGGAGGAGCGCUAAGUCAGCGCUGGUGAAAGCCUUCAGCACGGAGCGCAUCUACAGGCCGCAGAAGACGGAGACUGCAGCGGCCCGAGUGCACGUCAAUGUGGAUCCGCAGCCGGCGAACAAGAAUGAUACGUCUUUGGUGAAGGGACUCAAAAAUCGCAUCAGUUUAAGAAGGAAGGCCAAGCGACGGACACACCAGGAAGCCAGCAUACAGAUAAACACAAAUGAAAAUGGAAACGAUCCCGCCUGGGCGGGAGGACAGCCGACUCAUUUGACCGGUCAGCUGCUACAACUCAACCUGGAUGGGUCUCAAGUGGUGGAAUUGCGUCGGCCGGUUGGACGAUCCUUUGGGUUUUUCCUUGCACGAGGCCGUGUUCACACUCACCAAGGUGUCUUCGUCUCACGGAUGCACGAUGCCCAAACACAACAGGUUCUGCAAGGGCUGCUUGACGUCGGGGACGAAAUUCUCGAAGUCAACGGCACGGACGUGCGGGACGCAGACAUCAUGCAAGUGAAUGCACUCAUGGCCAACCAGAACACACUGUUGCUAACCGUUCUACCUUACAUAUGCCGGAAAGACAUCUGAUUGGACACUGUAGGGCGUGUGUUUCUGCAGUGUCGCAUGUCCUGUGACCACCUCCAACCACACGCGCCUUUUGAAGUGAUAUCGUGCACGCGGCUCACACUUCGUCGCUAUAUUUUUGUACAGUGAAUGAAUUUAUUUUAGAACUCUCUUAACUUGGCAGCGUUUCAUAAGCCAUUUCGUCUUACAUGAAACAACGAACGAGAUAGAGAGGGAAUAGAGUGCGCAACCGCCUUGGCGAGGCUCCAUGCUUUGAUGCCAGUAUAGGCGACCCUCUCCUUUCUCUCUCGCACUCCUUCUGUCAAGGCAAAAACGAACGAAGAGUGAACCGAAGGACCAAUGAAACGCGAGUCGCAGCGCAAGUUGGGUUGAGGCGGCCGUGGGACAUGCACGCUCGAGCCAGUGCAACUUUUUCUGCACUAAAACAAUCAGCUGAAUUAGCUAUAAAGCCGGUUCCUUAUCAGACAGCGCCAAAGACUGGGUGCUGGCACACGACGUUCCAAAUUCCGCUAUCUUGCAGCCUCAAUGAUUUCUCUGGUGUUGUUAUUCAUACACCUCGCUAUCACACUGUUUGGUUAUGUGACUAUCAUAGUAUCUCUUCCGUGGGCUUGGGAAAAAUUGUUGGCCGCAUUACGGAACCAAUAAAUGUAGCGGAAGUUCGACGCGUACGCGCGCAAAGGCGCUCGCCGCAUGAGUCCCUAAUGUCCGCCAUUUGCAAACAAGGCAAGGUGUAGUCAUCGUGGCGCCAUCCAGGAUGGCUUCGAAUAUGGCUGCCGAUUUAUCUCUCUAUUACCCUCUCUAUCUCGUUGGAAACAACGCAUCGAUACUGAUUGCUUGUUUCAGAGUCUUGUUUUGUGCAAACCAAUUCCAUGUGUAAAAAUAGCCAUCGCUUAGAAUAUUGUAUUUUCUGCGUUGUACUUUAUAUUCUUAUUUCUUUAUCUGUACAUUUUACGCUGCUGACACUCAUACUCAUGUAAGUAAGGUUGAUCAUUGUGUUGCAACAUAUGAUAUAAGGCAAAGUCAUGCUAUGUUAAUAAACUCUGUGCUAUAAUGCAUUUAUGGAAGAUAAAUGGUUGUAUAAACAAACAAAAUAAAGGUUAAUCAUUUUUAACCUGGACCUAGCUUAUGAACUGCAUUGUUUGGGAAGACAACGCUUACCAUUUAGUUCUAGCGUGUAAAAAUCGCCGUGUAAACCUGCUUGCAUAAUAUGAAUCGCUAAAGCAGAACGUAAGCUGAUAUGAGCGUAUCGGGUCUAAGUUUUUUGUUGUUGCUGCUAUUGUAAAUAUAUAGAGUCAGGUUCGUACAAGUCUUCUUCCGGAGAUCAUUGGCUGGAUCUACGAAGGUCGUUUGGCAUCUAUAGGGGGUGCUGUUUAUGUCAGUACAGGGCCCAGGUAGUGCCUAAUCCCCUUUCAAGUGUGGCUUGUCGUCAUUACAGACGAGUCGCUUUAACUGGAACACCGGGGAAGAAAUCUUCAGCGCAUGCUUCUAACACCAAUUACUGUAUGAGCUGUAUAGAAUGUGUAAGUUGUAAAGACCUCGGUCAUACCAUGCGGAGAGGCCAGUGUUUAUAUUGUGUUAUUGUGUGUUGUAACGAUUAUUUUAUCAGUACGGUAUUAUUCGAGGUUUACUUCGCUCAAAAUGACCACUGUACAAAAUGCACAUAAGGAACCCACUAGAAGACUCACGUUUUAAAAUUCCUCAUGAACGCCCCUUUUGUACUCUGCUCUUUUGUGUGUGAAAAGGUGCCGCUGCCACUGGAGUCUGAAAUGCAUCGAUCAAUUUUAUAUUUUUGCAAAUGUAUAAGGACAUUAAAUUAAUUUCACGUUUUACAGUA